Messenger RNA from Nanorana parkeri, 1260 nucleotides. Its product is annotated as fibrinogen-like protein 1. The coding region runs from base 1 to 1251 and encodes 416 amino acids. The record is from RefSeq and is a predicted model, not a curated record. The transcript is spliced from 6 exons. Lineage: Eukaryota; Metazoa; Chordata; Amphibia; Anura; Dicroglossidae.
AUGUCCGCUUUUCUGUUAAGUUUAAUAUGGUCGCUAUUACAGAGCGCCAUUGCUCUUAAUGACCGCCACCAGAAGCCUGUUGGUGACACGAGGCAUUGUGGGGAGUACAGCAACCAGGUCUUGGCUAAUGGGCGGUGCAGGAUUGUCGCCACACUGCCUCAACAAGAUGGCCACCGGUGCCCCGAUAUGUUCCGCUGUACGGAAGAGGUCUCCUACUGGCUCCAUGAGAAUGAAGAGAGGAAACAGGAGGUCCUGGAGCUCAGGGAGCUCAUGUCAGAGCUUCAAGAAGAACUCAGGAACCACAGACAUCGCCUAAGAAUACUAGAACAACAGCCUGAGAACACCAAUCACAGCUCGUCACUCCUCCACAGGGUGAAUAAUCUGGAGAUCUGGGCCAGUGAGAGCAGCACGCUGCAGCACCUGCAGGCGACAUACAUCUACGACAUUCAGGCUCAGGUCCGAAAUCUGUCGCUGGUCAUCGAUGGGUCCAACCUCAAUUCCUCGUGUUCUGUUCCUACAGCACUGCGGAGUCAUCAGAUGCAUCCACACACAGGAGAUCUCAGGUACUCCAGCAGCUGCUACACAGACUGUUCUCAUCAUUACUACAAUGGGAAGCAAAGCUCCGGAGUCUAUACAAUAGCGCCAUCUGCUGGGGGGACUCUGGUGGACGUCUACUGCGACAUGGACACCGAGGGUGGAGGGUGGACGGUCAUUCAGAGACGUCAAGAUGGAUCGGUCCAUUUUAACAGGACCUGGAAAGAGUAUAAAGAAGGAUUCGGAAACUUGAACGGCGAGUUCUGGCUGGGAAAUGAGAAGAUCCGCCGGAUAACGCGGAGCGGAGGAUUCAGCCUGCGCAUUGAUCUGGAGGACUGGAGUGGGCAGCGCAAGUACGCUGUGUACGGGGAGUUCAGCGUUGAAGAUGAAACCAGCGACUAUCGCCUGCACGUGUCCGGAGCCGAGGGGACGGCAGAGGAUUCAUUUGCCUGGUACCACAACAAGAGGAGUUUCAGUACACCGGAGUCGGGCAAUCUGUGUGCCGAGAUCUCUCAUGGCGGCUGGUGGUACCACCAAUGCUUCUAUUCCAACCUCAAUGGAGUGUACUACACGGGGGGUAAAUACGUGAAAGGUCGCAGGAUGAUGGGCCCGGAUGGCAUUGUGUGGUACAGCUGGAUGAACACCGAUUAUUAUUCCCUAAGGAAAGUCUCCAUGAUGAUUCGUCCCGGAUCGUUUCACUCGCACGCAUCGCCGUAGAAAAGAUCG